Messenger RNA from Emiliania huxleyi CCMP1516, 667 nucleotides. RefSeq lists its product as hypothetical. Lineage: Eukaryota; Haptophyta; Isochrysidales; Noelaerhabdaceae. The record is from RefSeq and is a predicted model, not a curated record. The transcript is spliced from 4 exons. The coding region runs from base 1 to 534 and encodes 177 amino acids.
AUGUCGACCGAGGGCUGCCCGGCGCAGGGCGUGGGCGCUCAAGCCGCACCCGUCCCUUCCGGGCAGCUUCACGCGGCGGGCGCGGCGCAGCGAGGCGCGCGCCACCCUGCGCAUGGGUUGGAUUCACCAGAGGGCGCGGCCUUGCCCGAGGGCUCGCCGGAGGAGAGGGCCUUUCGCGCUCAGCUCGACUUGGCGGUGCGGCGCCCCGACGACCUCGAGGCGACGCCGUCGGACGCCGACUUUGCGCGGCUGGUUGCCUUGGGGCGGGCCUUCGGCGGGGCGAGCCUUUGCGGCCUGCUACCCUCGCCCCUCCAGCGGCGAUGGCGCAGGAGAUUCGGCUGCGGCGAGUGCGGCGGCUCGCGCAGAGUGCGCUGCCCGACGUGCAACGGCCGCGGCGGGUACGAGGCCAUGGGUGGCGUGCCCGUCGCGUGCAAGUCGUGCCGCUCCACCGGACGCGUGGUGUGCCGCGCUUGCUUCGUAGGCGACGGGUUCGACAUAGAUGCUAUCCGGCGCGACAUGGGAGUGCCGGAUUGAGAGCGAUGGGAGUAAACCGAGUUGACCAGGACCGUUGACGUACAUAUGACGGGGGGCGUGCGCGCAUCGUUUUCUGCGUGUAGACCGUCUGCGACACGAUAAUACGUUUUUCGUCGAAAUGGUAGACCACCCC